Molecule: messenger RNA, 1292 nt
Organism: Juglans regia (Persian walnut)
Lineage: Eukaryota; Viridiplantae; Streptophyta; Magnoliopsida; Fagales; Juglandaceae
Product: polyubiquitin
Exons: 2
Coding region: 204-1121 (305 amino acids)
Biological process (GO): modification-dependent protein catabolic process; protein ubiquitination
Cellular component (GO): nucleus; cytoplasm
Molecular function (GO): protein tag activity; ubiquitin protein ligase binding
Source: RefSeq, a predicted model, not a curated record
UUUGCUUUGCCGUGUAAACCAGAGCGUGACACCUCAUAUUCUAUACGUGUAGCUUUCUUGUUGGACCUUCCCCUCACGGGUCCCCAAUUUCGUCUGCAACUUGCCUACCUCCACCGCUAUAAAGCGACCCCCAUUCUUCAUAUCCUCUCAUCCAUUACGUUCAAAGCAACAAUCACGCAUAAAGUAAUCAUAACUCGAUCAAGAUGCAAAUCUUCGUGAAAACUCUCACCGGCAAGACCAUCACCCUCGAGGUGGAGAGCUCCGACACCAUCGACAACGUUAAGGCCAAGAUCCAGGAUAAGGAAGGCAUCCCACCGGACCAGCAGAGGCUGAUCUUCGCCGGAAAGCAGCUCGAAGACGGCAGGACCCUCGCCGACUACAAUAUCCAGAAGGAAUCAACCCUCCAUCUCGUGCUCCGUCUCCGUGGUGGCAUGCAGAUUUUCGUCAAAACCCUCACGGGAAAGACGAUCACCUUGGAGGUUGAGAGCUCUGACACCAUCGAUAAUGUCAAGGCCAAGAUCCAGGACAAGGAGGGUAUCCCACCGGACCAGCAGAGGCUGAUCUUUGCCGGCAAGCAGCUGGAGGACGGCCGUACCCUUGCCGACUACAAUAUUCAGAAGGAGUCGACCCUCCACCUCGUCUUGAGGCUCAGGGGAGGAAUGCAAAUCUUCGUCAAGACCUUGACAGGGAAGACGAUCACCCUGGAGGUGGAGAGCUCGGACACCAUCGACAACGUGAAGGCCAAGAUCCAGGACAAGGAGGGCAUCCCCCCGGACCAGCAGAGGCUUAUUUUCGCCGGCAAGCAGCUGGAGGACGGCCGAACCCUCGCCGAUUAUAAUAUCCAAAAGGAGUCCACCCUCCACCUGGUGCUCCGUCUCCGCGGUGGCAUGCAGAUCUUCGUGAAGACCCUCACGGGCAAGACCAUCACCCUUGAGGUGGAGAGCUCGGACACCAUCGACAAUGUGAAGGCCAAGAUCCAGGACAAGGAGGGGAUCCCACCUGACCAGCAGAGGCUGAUUUUUGCCGGCAAGCAACUGGAGGAUGGUCGCACCCUUGCGGACUACAAUAUUCAAAAGGAGUCUACCCUUCACCUUGUCCUCCGUCUCCGUGGUGGGUUCUGAAGGAUUGGCCCCAAGCUCCCGUGAAUCUUAUGUUUUUAAGAAAUAAAUUUAAAUGUUUUUAAGUUUGUGUUAUGCUACAAUCACCUUAUAUGGUUAAGGCCCUGUUGGGGCCAUCUAAAUAAAUUUGGUUUGCAGUUUUAUAUUCUAAUACUUAUGCCGUAGAUUCUCUAU